AUGUGUCUCACCAGCCCAUUACAUUUCACACAUAUCCACCUCGCCGAAUCCGACCCCUCAUCCCCGGACUCGUUCGCGGCCUUUGUCGCUUCCCGCUGUCGCGCCUACGUCCUGUCUGAGGAGCCCCUCGGCGUACCUGUGGAGGGUAUCCGCCAGCAUGGCUGUAACUGCUACGCGUCCGGGGAAGCAUUGAAUAUCGAGUGCAUUAUGCCGAGGGCUUGGAAAGCUAUGCUUGAAUGGCUGGAGAGGGUGCAUGCUGAUCCGGACUAUUAUGAGACGAAACUGGUGGUCAAGGAGGUUUCGAUUGAUGAAUUGGAUAAGUUGAAGGAUUUGGAGGAUGAUGAUAGUAAUGAGGAGGCUGGGGAGACUGAGGGUUGA
Molecule: messenger RNA, 378 nt
Organism: Aspergillus chevalieri
Lineage: Eukaryota; Fungi; Ascomycota; Eurotiomycetes; Eurotiales; Aspergillaceae
Exons: 1
Coding region: 1-378 (125 amino acids)
Source: RefSeq, a predicted model, not a curated record